Messenger RNA from Alligator sinensis (Chinese alligator), 928 nucleotides. RefSeq names its product alkaline ceramidase 1 (gene ACER1). Gene Ontology annotation, molecular function: hydrolase activity, acting on carbon-nitrogen (but not peptide) bonds, in linear amides. The record is from RefSeq and is a predicted model, not a curated record. The transcript has 6 exons. The coding region runs from base 1 to 792 and encodes 263 amino acids. Gene Ontology annotation, cellular component: membrane. Lineage: Eukaryota; Metazoa; Chordata; Crocodylia; Alligatoridae. Gene Ontology annotation, biological process: ceramide metabolic process.
AUGCCAUGCAUAUUUUCCUACCUCAGCGCAGAAGUGGACUGGUGUGAAGGCAACUUUGAGCACUCGCGGUCCAUUGCGGAGUACUACAACACGAUCAGCAAUGUGAGUUUCUUCAUCAUUUCUCCUGUCCUGCUGUACCUGAAUAACCAAUAUGUCCAGGAGCACAGAAAGCCUGUGUACUAUCUCUCUGGCAUGCUCUUAUCAAUAGGUAUCUUCUCUGUAUACUUUCACAUGACCUUGAGCUAUGUGGGGCAGCUGCUGGAUGAGCUCUCCAUCCUUUGGACGCUGGCUAUAACCUACACCUUUUGGUUGCCAAAGAAUCGCUUCCCAAAAUUUAUCAAGAACAGGACUCAGUUUAGAUGGCUGGUUACCAUCACCACCGCCAUCAUCACCCUGCUAUCGUUCAUCAAGCCAUCCGUCAAUGCUUAUCUGCUGAACAGCUUUGCCUUUCACCUGCUGUACAUGAUAUGGAGUUUUCUGAGGAAGUGCAAGGACGGCCGUGUCCACCGGCUAGCUGCUGCCAUGGUUGUGUGGUGGGCAUUAGCCAUUGGCUGCUGGAUAACCGACAAGUGGUUCUGCGGGUUUUGUCAGAGGAUCAAUUUUUGUUAUUUUCACAGCUUCUGGCAUAUACUGAUCGCCAUCAGCCUUCUGUACUGCUGCCCCUUGAUUAUCUACUUUUAUGUCUUAUAUGAGAUGCCUUCCUUUCAACCCCAGAUACAGUACUGGCCUUGCGACUCCUGGGUAGUUGCCUUGCCCUAUCUUGUCCUAAGGAAGACUCACAAACAGUGUUAGAGACCAAUUCUAAGAUUCAGCUGCUCAGGGGCCAUGUGUCUGAGCACAGAUAUUGUCUGCUAAUCCUUAAGUGGUGGUUUUGGUUUUCUGAAUGGCUGUUUGGAUACCACCAGCAGCAUAACUAGGGCAGGGCAAC